AAAACUAGACUCAUAAAAUUAUCAAUGGAGUUUAAUCAUAUUUUUGGAUUUCUCUCAAUUCUCAAAGAAUCCCUUCAAUUAAUUCCAAAAAAUGGAAAACUAUUUGCAUUAACAUGUUUUCUUAAUAUUCUAUUUUCUUCCACCCUUUUAUCAAUUUUGAAUUUUGAACUUAAAUUCUUGUUCCAUGAUAUUAUUUUAAAGGCAUCAAUUUUAUCUACUUCAAUUGAUGAUACCUUUAAAGUCAUGAAAAUUUUUGCUGAUAUUAAGGAGGAUUUUAGAAUUAUUCUAAUUAUAUAUGUUGCAAUUAUCAUUAGUCUAUCUUUAAUCUCUUUUCUAUACAUAAUUGCAACAAUUAUAUUAUCAUAUAAUAUCAAUAUUUCUCUCAAAGAACUUGUUUUAAAAAUCUCAAAGGCAUUUAAAUAUGCAUUUAUAACUAGAUUAUACACAAACAUGUUAGGUAUUGGUUACUUUUUUAUUGUUUUGUUUUUAUUAAGUCCUAUUUUUGUUUCAUCUAGCAAUAUUUUCCUUUUCUCUAUAGGAAUUUUUGUUGGAAUAAUAUCUUUCCUAUUUUUUCUAUAUUUAUCAAUUGUUUGGAUAUUGGCUUUAGUUAUUUCAGUAAUUGAAGAAGAUUGUUAUGGAAUUAAAGCCAUAGCUAAAGGUGGAAGACUCAUUAAGGGGAAUAGAUUAAAUGGAUUUAUGUUAAAUAUUUCAUUUUCUAUAAUUUCAUCAUCCUUGUUCCUAUGUUUUAUGAAGAUUAAUAAACCAAAUAAAGGGGUAAUUAACCAGAUAAUUAUGUCUAUAUUUCUGGUAAUUAUUUCUUCUUUGUUUAAUUUAUUGUUAUUAGUGGCAUAUACUGUGUUAUACUCUCAUUGCAAGAAGAACCAUGGAGAAGAGGAAGUUGAAUUGGAUGGGAGUUUUGAGUAUAGCAAAGUAUAAAAGAGGAAAAUUCGUAAUUACAGUUCGGUUCGAGUUUUAGGAAUGAAGACAUCUUUGUUUGGGAUCGUAUCGAGCAAUUUCCUCUCAUACUGCACCAAUAAGCAUUAGUCAAUGAAGUGGAUUUCAGAUAUCAGAUGGUUAUAUAUAAUUUGUAUAUCAUUUUCUUAGUAGUGCUUGAUGCAUAUCAAUUUUGCUCUCUUUUGUCUUUUUCUUUUUAUGUAUUGUGUUGGGAUAAAUGUUGUUAUAACAAUUACUCUCUUGUUCAAAUUA
Solanum pennellii is the source of this 1206-nucleotide messenger RNA. RefSeq lists its product as uncharacterized. The transcript has a single exon. Bases 25 to 936 code for a protein of 303 amino acids. Lineage: Eukaryota; Viridiplantae; Streptophyta; Magnoliopsida; Solanales; Solanaceae. The record is from RefSeq and is a predicted model, not a curated record.